Aspergillus melleus is the source of this 816-nucleotide messenger RNA. RefSeq lists its product as uncharacterized. Gene Ontology annotation, molecular function: transaminase activity; pyridoxal phosphate binding. Lineage: Eukaryota; Fungi; Ascomycota; Eurotiomycetes; Eurotiales; Aspergillaceae. Gene Ontology annotation, biological process: polysaccharide biosynthetic process. The record is from RefSeq and is a predicted model, not a curated record. Bases 1 to 816 code for a protein of 271 amino acids. The transcript has a single exon.
AUGCGGCCGGGAGACGAGUUCAUCGUACCCAGCUACACCUACGUCUCUACGGUGACUUCCUUCGUGCUGCGAGGGGCCGAGCCGGUGUUUGUAGAUCUCGACAACGCCACGAUGAACAUGGACGCCGGGCUCAUCGAAGCGGCCAUCACACCGAAGACGUGGGUCAUUGUGCCGGUGCACUACGGCGGUGUGGCCUGCAACAUGGAUGCGAUUAUGGCCAUCGCUCGGCGGCACCAGCUCAUCGUCUGCGAGGAUGCCGCCAUGGCGUGCACAUCCACCUACCACGGUCGCGGUGAGGUGGAUCGCUAUCAGUGGCUCGAUCUGGGGCCCAAUGCCACCCUGUCGGAGGUCCAGGCAGCGUUCCUCUUCGCCCAGCUGCAAGCCGUCGAGACCAUCAACGGUCGGAGGCGCCAGAUCUGGCAGGAAUAUCACACGCGACUCGCCCCGUUGGUCGACAAGGGACACCUGUCCCUACCUCCGGCGGGCACCACCCACAAUCCCAACAUGUUUUACGUCCAGCUCGCGGAUGCCUCGCAGCCCCCGGCCAUGAUCGAACACCUACGCGAGGCCAGCUUCCAUGCCCAUGCCCAGUUUAUGCCGCUGCAUUCCUCCCCCGACGGUCGGGCUCAUGGUCGAUUCUCGGGAGCGGAUCGUGUUAUCACGCUGGCGAGCGCCCAGCUGCUGUUGCUGCCCAUUUAUCACUCCUUGUCGGAUGAGGAGCUGGACGUCGUCGAUCGAGCGGCAUUUGCUUUCUGGGGGGGAGGAAGCUUCAGAUGGGGUUUUCUGACGGAGAAAGGCAGACCUAUGUCUGAUUAG